Messenger RNA from Saccoglossus kowalevskii, 1272 nucleotides. Its product is annotated as leucine-zipper-like transcriptional regulator 1. Gene Ontology annotation, molecular function: protein binding. NCBI's taxonomy places the organism in Eukaryota, Metazoa, Hemichordata, Enteropneusta, Harrimaniidae. Gene Ontology annotation, cellular component: Golgi apparatus. The record is from RefSeq and is a predicted model, not a curated record.
AUAGUAGGCUCGCCAUGUGAAAGAGCCGCGAAAACGAAGUUUUCCUCGCUAGCAAGCCACCUGAUCGUCCCAAGUACGAGGCACAUGGCUAUACCAAGACCAAGUGACAAAGAAUUUGACCAUGCUGAGGGCCUCACGCUUGAUUUUGGUCCAUUUGAAACUGUUCACCGAUGGAGGCGCAUGCCGGAAUGUGACGAAUUUGUCGGAGCAAGACGGAGUAAACAUACAGUCGUUGCAUACAAAGAUGCAAUAUAUGUGUUCGGUGGCGACAAUGGAAAAAAUAUGUUGAAUGACCUUUUACGGUUUGACGUCAAGGACUGUUCCUGGGGAAGAGCUUUUACAACUGGUACUCCACCUGCAUCGCGGUACCACCACUCUGCUGUGGUAUUUAGUAACAGUAUGUUUGUGUUUGGUGGCUAUACUGGUGAUAUUUAUUCUAAUUCAAAUCUCCGAAAUAAAAAUGAUUUAUUGGAGUAUAAAUUCAACACUGGACAAUGGACUGAGUGGAGGAUUGAAGGACGCCUUCCACCAGCUCGUUCAGCUCAUGGUGCUGCUGUUUAUGAAGAGAAACUGUGGAUAUUUGCAGGGUAUGACGGGAAUACAAGGUUGAAUGAUAUGUGGACUCUGAAUCUAACAGGAGAACCCAAAGCAUGGGAGGAGGUACAGCAAUCAGGAGAUCAUCCACCAACCUGUUGUAAUUUCCCUGUUGCCGUAGCGAGGGAUACUAUGUUGGUGUUUUCAGGACAGAGUGGAGCUAAAAUUACAAAUAAUCUUUACCAGUUUUACUUCAAGGAAAGAAGGUGGAGAAAGAUUCCCACAGAACACAUCUUACGAGGCGCUCCCCCUCCACCACAGAGACGAUAUGGACACACAAUGGUAGCAUACGAUAGACAUUUGUACGUGUUCGGUGGCGCCGCUGAUAACACACUACCUAAUGAAUUACAUUGUUAUGAUCUUGAUAGUGAAACAUGGCAGGUUAUAAUACCAUCUCCGGACAGUCAGAUACCCAGCGGAAGGCUAUUUCAUGCCGCGGCUGUAAUUAACGAUGGUAUCUUUAUCUUUGGUGGAACUGUCGAUAAUAACAUAAGAAGUGGAGAAAUGUACAGAUUUCAGUUCUCUUCUUAUCCGAAAUGUACGCUGAGAGAUGAUUUAGGUAGAUUGCUGGAAAGCCAUCAGUUUGCAGAUGUUCAUUUUAUUCUUGGAAAGGCAAGUACCUUGUGUUUGUUGAAUUAUUCUGCUCUUAAUUACUGUUUAAUUACCAUAUUAUUGUAA